Macadamia integrifolia is the source of this 605-nucleotide messenger RNA. RefSeq lists its product as uncharacterized. NCBI's taxonomy places the organism in Eukaryota, Viridiplantae, Streptophyta, Magnoliopsida, Proteales, Proteaceae. The record is from RefSeq and is a predicted model, not a curated record. The transcript has a single exon. The coding region runs from base 74 to 499 and encodes 141 amino acids.
GUUAAAUAUUUAGAAACAAAGAAAGCGAGCGAGCGAGAGAGAGAGAGAGACUAGAUAGACGAGAGGAACAACAAUGGAGGACAAGGGAGGCCAAGAAGGAGAUAAGAGAUCACCAAGCAGGCUACAGAAGAAGGCACCAAAGACUGCUCUACAACUGGACCACAACAUGAACUACAAUGCUGCUGCUGCUGAUAAUCCCUCUUGCUCCUCCUCCUCCUCCUCCUCCACCUCCUCCGCUUCCCGUCUUCCAAUUCCUUUGUUAUCGCCCCUCAUCGUGGCACCACCGCCGUUGCCUCAGUCUGAAGGUAAUAAAGGCGUAGCUGCAGGGGGCAUGAGCCAGCCGGUCAACCACAACCGGAAGAAAGGAGAGGCUGCUGUAUCAGCACCUCCACGUGAUGGGUGCAGGCAUCCAGCCACCAAUACUGCUCCAUUCACGAAAACUUCUUCACUUUUUUCUUUCUUCCACUCUCAGUGUUGUAUCGUUCACCACCACAUCUAAUGAGCUUCUAACUUUUUUUUUUUUUUCCAUGAGUGUGACAAUGGUUGUUCUGUCGCCAACCCUUUUCAUAGUGAGUCUGUAUUUUGAUUUUUCUUUUUCUUGUUUU